This is a messenger RNA of Ixodes scapularis (black-legged tick), 958 nucleotides long. Its product is annotated as TNF receptor-associated factor 6-B. The record is from RefSeq and is a predicted model, not a curated record. Gene Ontology annotation, molecular function: zinc ion binding. NCBI's taxonomy places the organism in Eukaryota, Metazoa, Arthropoda, Arachnida, Ixodida, Ixodidae. The transcript is spliced from 9 exons. Bases 134 to 958 code for a protein of 274 amino acids.
CGGCGUCAGACAACUUUCUGUUUCGUGCAGUGCCUGAAAUGGCUUCCAAGGGACGAUCGAAGGCGCUGCUCCUCCCUUCACCAACUAUGUGGCAAUACACCUGCUGGGACUUUGCCCCAUCUGUGAGGAGGAAAUGAAGCUGGGAGUGAUAGAGUACCAUAUUGGGGCAAGGCACAAGCACGACGUACGUUUUUUACAACCAAACAUUCAGAAGACAAAGAAUGAGCAGUCUAGAUUGUCGUCGAAGCACUCACCAGUUGUUGAGGCUGCUGCUGAAAGCAAUUCAACCAGUCGAUUCAGUCCACCUAUUGCGCAAGUGUUCAAAUGCCCCCUGUGUAAAAACAACGUCCUGGAAAGCAAGCUAAAGGAACACAACUAUGAGUGUCCGAAGAUCGAAAGGGAGUGUUUCGACUGCGGUGUCGACGUUCUCAACGAAAACCUACAAGAUCGCCUGGACAAGGAGUGCCAGAAGCGAGUAGUUUUUUGUGAUGCGUGCCAAGGUCCAGUGACUUACACUCAACUUGGCAAACACAAGUCUGAGUGUCCGAAGAUCGAAAGGAAGUGUUCCGACUGCGGUGCCAACGUUGUCAAUCAAAAAAUACAAAAUCAUCAAGAAGAGGAGUGCCAGAAGCGAGUAGUUCUUUGUGACGCCUGUAAAAGUGCGAUGUCUUAUGAUGAACUUAGCGAUCAUGACCAGGAAUGCCUUGAGAAACCAGUGGUUUGCGACGAAUGUGAGGGUGAGGUACUACGGAAGGAGAAGUUCAAGCAUGCCUUCGAGUGUCCAAUGCCUCUUGUGCGCUGCGAGAACUGUGAAGGAGUGUACGCCUACUCUUUAGAAAAGGAGCACAGGGAGCAGUGUGAAAAAAAAAAACUUGCUUGCGAGUACUGCGAAUUGGAACUGAAAGGCGAGGAUGAAGUGAGUAUGGGUUCUAAAUGUCAAAGCGGGCAAUUGGCUUGA